AUGAUCGUUAUCCCUCUGAAGACUGAACUGGCCUAUAAGAUUCUAGAGAGAGGCCGUAUGCGCUUUUGGCUGCAAGCUGAGGGCAUCUCCUCUGCUGUGACCUACAAAUUCUUUGCCAAUAACAAGGAGCUUGUCAACUGUGAGCAAACUAAAAUGAGUCACGAUGCAGCUACAGGCAUUAUUGAGAUGGUGAUGGAUCAUUUCACUGACGACAGCGAGGGCACUUUCACCGUGCAGAUCCAAGAUGGCAGAGCCAAGGCCCAGUCCUCUCUGGUGCUGAUCGGAGACGCCUUCAAGGCAGCGCUGGCUGAGGCGGAAUACCAAAGGAGGGAGUACAUUCGUGUGAAAGAGGGCCCUCAUUUUAUGGAGUUCCUCUCCAUUCAAAUUGGGGAUAAUGCCUCUGUCACUCUUUUUUGCAAGGUGGCUAAUUUGAAGAAGGACUCUGUGUUCCAAUGGUAUAAGGAUGAUGUAGAGGUGAUUUCUGAGGUGCCUGCUGACUUGAACUCAGGAGUCUGCAAGUUCCCCCUAACUAAUUUCUCCAAGAGGGAUGUGGGACUAUAUAAAGCAACCAUCACCGAUGACAGAGGUCAAGAUGUGUCACAGAUUGAUGUUUCUGGCAAAGCUUUUGAUGACAUCAUUAACGAGCUCAGUCGUGUCGCUGGUGUGUAUGACAUGUAUCAUCAUGUUUGUCAUUUGGCUCUCCAAAGCCAGCAUGUCUUUACUCGUGUUAACAUCAACUGA
Messenger RNA from Sinocyclocheilus anshuiensis, 741 nucleotides. Its product is annotated as M-protein, striated muscle-like. NCBI's taxonomy places the organism in Eukaryota, Metazoa, Chordata, Actinopteri, Cypriniformes, Cyprinidae. The record is from RefSeq and is a predicted model, not a curated record. The transcript has 8 exons. The coding region runs from base 1 to 741 and encodes 246 amino acids.